Molecule: messenger RNA, 2161 nt
Organism: Lactuca virosa
Lineage: Eukaryota; Viridiplantae; Streptophyta; Magnoliopsida; Asterales; Asteraceae
Source: the annotation of a GenBank genome assembly
GUUUUUACUUGGAGGGUCUCGGAUUCACAAAUUCAGAGCUGAAACAACGAUGUCCGCCAGAGCGUUGAGGAAGGUGCUUAAUGAACAAGAAUCAGCAAAGAAUCAAGACAUCAUAUUGUCCGAUGAUGAUGAGUCGGAAUCACCCUCCAAUUCACCCCGCCCUUCUUCAAUUAAUCCUUUCGAUCUCCUCAACGAAGAGGAGGAGCAGGAGAAGGAACAGGAACAGGAGAAUGAUGCUAGUGAUGUUGAUACCUCCUCUACAGUAAAAAAUGAACACAAUUUACUCCCCAGUAAGAAAAAUACUGCUACCAAUGCCAUAUCAUCCAGUCAAAAAUCAAAGAAAAAGAAAAAGAAGAAGAAAAACAAGGCAACUACAGGCACUGUGGAUUCCUUAGAUGCCAUAUUAGAAGAUUUAUCUUUUGGAGUCAAUUCAUCUGGUGGUCAAAGUCAAAGUCAAACCCGGUCUUCAAGAAAGAAAUCUGAAAAUGUGAAUGAUGAGGGUGAUAGACAUAGACCAAGGAAAGGAUGCACAACAAACAUACUGCAAGUGGAUCCAAGAUUUCUUAGUGCAGAAAAUGAGCUGAGGAGAAUAUUUGGAUCAAAAGUUGUGAGUUCAUUUGAAAGAAGUAAUCAAAAUCAAGCAGGAAGUUCUAGACAACAGAGUCGAACAGGGAGACGUGGGGCCCACACCCACACCCAUAGAAAAACAAUUAUGGUUUCUCCCUCAGAGCAUUGGCCUAGGUGGGAUGGAUCUCUAUCCAUGGAGCUUCUUGAAAACAAAGAUGGGUUCACCUAUUUCAGGUAUGUGCCAUCAUCAACCUACAGCCUAGCUCAAAGACAAUUUGAAGCUGCAAAAGCAUCACAUGAUCUGAACACCAUAGCAAGUAUUCUUUUACACCACCCUUACCAUAUAGAUUCCCUCACAACCCUAGCAGAAUACUUCAAAUUCUCAGGUGAACUCCAAAUGUCAGCAGAUGCCACUUCAAAAUCUUUAUACGCCUUAGAAUGUGCUUGGCAUCCAUUAUUCAAUCCUUUACAAGCCACCUGUAAAUUACAAUAUAAACAUGAAACAAAUCAACAGCUUUUCACCACACUCUUUUCCCACAUGAAAAACAUGGAUAGACGCGGGUGUCAUCGCUCAGCUCUUGAAAUAUGCAAACUAUUAGUUUCCCUAGACUCAGAUGACCCAAUGGGCGCGUUAUUCUGUAUUGACUAUUUUGCCCUUAGAGCCGAAGAGUAUAAAUGGUUGGAAACGUUUUCUGAAGAGUAUAAUAGCGAUAACUCCAUGUGGUUGUAUCCGAAUUUCUCAUAUUCACUUGCAAUUUGUCGGUUUUAUCUUGAACGUGAAGAAAAAGAAAAAGAAAAAGAUAAGUCCAGUUCGAGUGAUCUUAUGAAACAGGCUUUAAUGCUUCAUCCAUUGGUUUUAAAAAAGUUGGUGGGUAAAGUUCCUUUGAAAGAACAGGUGUGGACGAAGAUAACUAAUCAUGGUUUUUUUGGAAUGGAUCAAAGUGGGAGUGAAUCAUUGGAUCAUUUGAUUAAUAUUUAUGUUGAAAGGAGUUAUAUUAUAUGGAGACUCCCUGAGCUUCAUAAUUUUCUUAAGGAUACGGCUUUAUCAGUAAUUGAAAAGAUGGAAAUUAGUCGAAGUGAAGCUAAAGAUUGGGAGUGUGUGAGAAAAGAAGCAUUUGCAUCCGAUAAAAACGAGUAUUCACACUUGAUGGUAUCUGAUUUCUCUGAUUCAACGCCAACAAUCCCUCCAGAAAAUUUGCAAAAUUUUAUGAUUGAUCCGAGGUUGGUGGACAUGCAUAAUAAUAAUGUUAAUGUUAAUGUUGUUGGUGACAACCAAGAAAAUAUUCCGGGUCUGGGUCUGGGUCCGGGUCCCGCACGGGCCCCUCGUGAAGUUGCAAACAGGAAUGCAUUGGCGGUUUUGUUUGAGUCCAUGUUACCAUGGAUUGAUUAUGGAACAAGAGAAGAUGAUGAUGCUCAAGACGAUGAGGAUUGAUUGAUUAAACCUUUUUUUAUUUUUAUUUUAUUUUGAUUUAGAGUCUUAAUAAUUUAUGUUGAGAUUAUUAUCUUUUAAGAAGGAAUUUUACACCAAGUUUUGGGUGUAUACAUACCCGCAAACAAUCAGAUAUUAAUGAGUUGUCGUUGUAUAUCACUUGGA